Molecule: messenger RNA, 927 nt
Organism: Xenopus tropicalis (tropical clawed frog)
Lineage: Eukaryota; Metazoa; Chordata; Amphibia; Anura; Pipidae
Gene: or6n2
Product: olfactory receptor family 6 subfamily N member 2
Exons: 1
Coding region: 1-927 (308 amino acids)
Biological process (GO): G protein-coupled receptor signaling pathway; signal transduction; detection of chemical stimulus involved in sensory perception of smell
Cellular component (GO): membrane; plasma membrane
Molecular function (GO): G protein-coupled receptor activity; olfactory receptor activity
Source: RefSeq, a predicted model, not a curated record
AUGGAUUCUAGAAAUAGAAGCACAGUAACCGAGUUUAUUAUCAUAGGAUUCCCAACCCUGUAUGAAUAUGGUCCUUUCCUCUUCCCUUGCCUCCUGUUGGUAUAUCUCCUCACUGUCAGUGGCAACGUGCUUGUAUUUACAAUAAUACGCCUGGAUUCCCGCCUUCAAACGCCCAUGUACUUCUUCAUCAGUGUCUUGGCCUUCCUGGAGAUCUGGUAUACAGCAGUCACCAUUCCAAAGAUGUUAAUCAACAUUUUGUAUCCUAGGAAAAGUAUAUCAUUUAAUGGGUGCCUCUUGCAGACCUAUUUCUUCCAUUCUCUUGGAGCAAGCGAGUGUUAUCUUCUCACCGCCAUGGCCUACGAUCGCUAUUUGGCAAUAUGCCAACCUCUGCACUACUCUACAAUUAUGAGUUCUAAAAUGUAUUUUCGGCUGACAGCCAUCUGUUUUACCUGCGGAUUCCUAUGUCCCAUAACGGAAGUGGCUUUAAUUUCUCAGCUCCCUUUCUGUGGCAGCAAUGAAAUUCAACAUAUCUUCUGUGACUUCCCACCCCUUCUUAGCCUGGCAUGUACUGACACCUCAGUUAAUGUGCUAGUAGAUUUUGUUAUCAAUAGUUUUAUUAUUUUAGUGACAUUCCUCUUUAUCAUGAUCUCUUACAUUAGAAUUAUUAUUGCCAUUUCAAGAAUAAGUACCUCAGUGGGGCGAGCCAAAGCUUUCUCUACUUGCGUGUCCCACCUUUCCGUAGUGCUAGUGUUCUUCUCCUGCAUUGUAUUUAUGUAUGUGAGACUUACCAAGAGUUACUCUUUGUAUUAUGACCGGGUGUUAGCAGUCAUCUACUCAGUCCUUACUCCUAUCUUUAAUCCACUCAUAUAUAGCCUACGGAACAGAGACAUUAGGAUUGCCAUUAAAUACAGAAUAUUUAAAAGAUGA